AUGGGUGUCUUGGCCCAUCUUGCAGUGCAAAGGCAAACUUUGGGUCGAGAAAUUCAAAAACUGGCAAAUGAUGAAAUUAGACUGGAUGAGACCGAAGAAGGAGACGGUCUUAGGAAGGAUAUAAUGGAAGAAGCUCACAGUUCGAGGUAUUCUAUCCACCCAGGUGCUACCAAAAUGUAUCUGGACUUAAAAGAGUUGUAUUGGUGGAAAGGCAUGAAGAAGCAAACCGAUGGUCAGGCAGAAAGGACCAUUCAGGCUCUCAGAGAUAUGUUGCGAGCAUGUGUUAUAGAUUUCGGAGGUAACUGGGAUGAUCACUUACCACUUAUAGAAUUUUCUUACAAUAACAACUAUCAGACCAGUAUUGGUAUGGCUCCUUAUGAAGCAUUGUAUGGGCGAAGAUGUAGGUCUCCAGUGGGUUGGUUUGAACCAGCAGAGGUGCCAUUGAUUGGUCCAUAG
Molecule: messenger RNA, 456 nt
Organism: Nicotiana tabacum (common tobacco)
Lineage: Eukaryota; Viridiplantae; Streptophyta; Magnoliopsida; Solanales; Solanaceae
Source: RefSeq, a predicted model, not a curated record